Messenger RNA from Eimeria acervulina, 2598 nucleotides. RefSeq lists its product as hypothetical. NCBI's taxonomy places the organism in Eukaryota, Apicomplexa, Conoidasida, Eucoccidiorida, Eimeriidae. The record is from RefSeq and is a predicted model, not a curated record. The transcript is spliced from 2 exons. The coding region runs from base 1 to 2598 and encodes 865 amino acids.
AUGCGACGGUUUGUAGCUGCCUCCGCAGCAGCAGCAGCAGCAGCAGCAGCAGCAGCAGCAGCGGUAGGCCCAGCAGCACCAGCAGCAGCAGCAGCACCACCACCACCACCAACAGCACCACCGCAAACAGCAGCAGCAGCAGCAACAACAACAACAGCAACAGCAACAGCAGGAGCAGCGGCAGGCCUGCAGCAGCUGCAGCAGCAGCACCACCACCAACAGCACCACCGCGAAAAACAGCAACAACAGCAGCAGCAGCAGCAGCAACAGCAGCAGCAGCAGAAUAGCCCUAUCUUCUCUCAUUACUUGCUGCUCCGUAUCUGCAGCCACCUGCAGCAAACAGCGCUGCUGCUGCAGCAGCAGCAGCAGCCCCGACUCUUGCUGCAGUCGCCUCCUGCUGCAGCAGCUGAUAUCAUUCCAUCCAGCAGCAGCAACAGCAGCAGCAACAGCAGCAAGAAGCUGUCAAAGAUUCGCGGAACCAACACCAGCAGCAGCAGCACCAGCAGCAGCAACAGCAGCAGCAGCAGCAGCAGCAGUAGCAGCAGGGUUGCUUCUGCUGCUGCGCUGCAGCAAAGAAUGGCUAACACGCCGCUGCCAGCUGUUGUGUCGCGGCUGCAGCAGCUGCUGCUGCAGCUGGAUCGCAGCACCAGCAGCAACAGCGUCUUGUGGGAAUGUUAUGCUGCUGUUGCUCCUACUUUGUUGCUGCUGCUGCAGCCGCAGCUGCUGCUGCAAGAUGUAGCAACAAGCAACUUCCAGCAGCUAGCAGCACAGCAGCAAACCGCAUAUUAUAUUCGUAGUUGGUUGUCUUAUCGUGAGGGGGGAUCACCGCUGCAGCAGCAGCAGCAGCAGCAGCAGCAGCUGUUGGAGCUGCAUGAGCAGCCGCUGCAGCUGCUGCAGCUGCAGCAUGACGAGUUGCUGCUGCAGCUUGUUUAUUUGCUGCUGCUAACAUCUCAGCGAUUGCUGCACUGGCAGCAGCACGUAGCUUAUGAUAGACAGCGUCCCGCCUUUAGGCGGCCUGGAGUGCUUGCCCCAACAGCAGCAGCAACAGCAGCAGCAGCAGCAGCAACAACAACAACAGCAACAGCAGCAGCUCCCGCUGCUGGUGCUCUUGGUGCUGCUGCUGGACCGCCUCCUGCUGCUGCUGUUCCUGCUGCUGCUCCUGCUGCUGCUGCUGCUGGGGCCUCCGCAGCGGGUGAGGGAAAUGAUUUUGCUUGGCAGCAGCUGCUGCUGUCUCCUGCUGCUGCUGCUGCUGCAUGCAGCAACGCAGCAGCAAAGGGAUGGUACUGGUUGAUGGAUUUGCUGCAGGAGGGAUCUGAGGCAUCAGCAGCAGCAGCUGCUGCUGCUUCUGCUUCGCCGCUGCUGCCGCAGUCUGCUGCAGCACGGCUUGCUGCUGCUGCUGGGGCUGAGCCCAGCAGCUGGGUAGAGGUUCCUGCUGCUGCUGCAGUAUUUUUUGCUGCUCCUCUUUUGUCAGAUACAGGCCUUGCUGCUGCAGCAGGAAGGCCUGCAGCUGCUGUUGCUGCUGCUGCUGCUGCUGCAGCAACAGCAAACAAUAUGGGUGCCCCUACUGCUGCUGUAGAGGGAGGCCUCACGGUGCUGCAGCUGCUGCAGCUGCGUGUGCAGCGGCAGCAGCAGCAACCGACACUUAUCCUAUCUCAAACACCUGAAGCUGCUGCUGCUGCUGUUGCUGCUGCUUGGUCGCAGCUGCAGCGCCGCAGCAUCGGCUGCCGCUUGCGCAGCCUUCUAUGGGCCAGCAGCAACAGCAGCAGCAGCAGCAGCAGCAGCAGCAGCAGCAAUGCUGCAGUUGAAGAGGCCCGCUGGCGAGUGCAGGCACUUGCUGCUGCAAUUAAGUCCAUGGUUGGAGUUAUAAACCAGAAGAGCUGCUACAUGCAGGCUUUGUCUCAGGAGCAGCAGCAGCAACUCACGCUGCAGCAGCAGCAGCAGCUGCAGCGGCAGCACCGGCAGCUUGCUGAUGCAGCAAAUGCUGCUGUACGUACACCCCACAAGCUUCACUGCUUCAGCCAUAACUAUGACGACUUAACUAGCUGGUCUGGUGCUGCAACAGCAGCAGCAGCAACUGCUGUUGCUGCUGUUGUGCUGCUGCUCGCAGCAGCAACUCUUAACAGCACAGCAGGAGGACCUGCAGCAGCAGCAGCAAGCUUAACGCAUUCUCUCUUUCGUUGUACGGGGCUCCCGUGGCUGUGGAAGCAGAUCCGUGGCAGCAGCAGCAGCAGCAGCAGCAGCAGCAGCAGCAGCGAGGUUGACUUCAUGAGGGGCUUUCAGCAGCAAGACCCUACAGCAGCAGAACUAGCAGCAGCACAACACUGGCAAGGCAACCCAGCAGCAGCAGCAGCAGCAGCAGCAGCAGGCUAUUAUCAGCAGCAGCAGCAGAACUACUGCUCCGACUUUGAUGCCCAGGUGUCUGCGCUCUACAUGGCGUGGGCGAGAGAGAACAACGCUGCUGCUGCUGCUGCUGCUGCUGCUGCUGCUGCUUCGCCCUACGGGCUGCAGCAGACGCUUUAUCCUGCUGCUGCAGUGCCGAUGCAGCAAACUGCCUCCGGGCUGGGAACCGCUGCUGCUGCUGCUCCAAGGUAUGCGUAG